This is a messenger RNA of Chenopodium quinoa (quinoa), 3286 nucleotides long. RefSeq names its product granule-bound starch synthase 2, chloroplastic/amyloplastic-like. Bases 397 to 2853 code for a protein of 818 amino acids. Lineage: Eukaryota; Viridiplantae; Streptophyta; Magnoliopsida; Caryophyllales; Amaranthaceae. Gene Ontology annotation, molecular function: alpha-1,4-glucan glucosyltransferase (UDP-glucose donor) activity. The transcript is spliced from 8 exons. The record is from RefSeq and is a predicted model, not a curated record.
CGUUUCUUCUUCACUUCUUCCCUGAAUCACACAGUACAUUUUUUUUAUUUUUCUGUUUCCCUUUUUUCACAAAUUAUAAAAAAUCAAUGUACUUUUUUUCUUCCUGCAAAAAUCGACCUCAUAAAUUCCCAGGUUUUUCAUGAUCUUCUAAUGUGUGUGGGUCCUCCUUUCUUAACGAACGUGUUCGUGACUGCUGAGUUAACUCGUUCUUGGUUUCUGCAAUUCACUGUUCCCAAUAUCACCCACUUUCUCUCUCCUCCCUUUUUCAUCAAAUUCCACUUCCAAUCGAAAUUUCAAUUUCUGGGUUUACUUCCAUUUCCAUUUUUCUGAACUGGGUCACUGUGUUUUAAUCCAAAACCCUGAACUUUUCAUUCACGCAUUUCGUCGAACACUUAGAUGGCGUCUCUAAAUUCGUUUCCUUUUACCAUUGAGACGAGGUGUUUGCGCCAUAACUCAAUUGGGUCUCACCCUUUGGCUUAUCAACGGCGAAAGCCUUUGGAUUACGGUGGUUUUCUGAAGUUUUUGGAUCAUAAUGGGGAUUAUGCUCAUGGGAGGUCAUCUUUGUGCUGUAUGAAGUCAGUGAAUUGGUGUAGACGAGGAGAUUCAUGGGGGAUUAAUCGGUUAAAGGCGGUUUCGAAUGAUUCGGGUGAAGGGGAUGAUAGCAAUGAGACUGAUGAUGCUGUCCAAGCUACAAUUGAGAAGAGCAAUAAGGUUCUAGCUAUGCAGAAAGAGCUACUUCAACAGAUUGCUGAAAGGAAGAAGUUAGUUUCUUCUAUCAAAAGUACUAUGAUCAACCAUGAUGGAGAACCCUUCACCAAAAAUAGUGACAACUCUUCUCCAAAGGUUGAUGAUGAUAGCAAAAGUCAAACGCAUGUCAAUAAUGAGAAUAACAGCAGCACUGUUUCCAGCAAGGCCAGUAAAGACCAACUGCCAACUCCUGUUAAUUCGAGUGAAGAUAGAAAAGAACAAGGAAAAUCGCUAUCGAGAACCCUAAACUUGGGUUCCUCCGUGCGAAAAGAAGUCUUGACUAGGGCACCAGAAAAACCUCCCUCUAAGUCUGAUGGAGGCUCAAGUUUUGGUAAAUUGGACACUGAAGUCUUGACUAGGACACCAGAAAAAUCUCCCUCUAAGUCUGAUGUAGGCUCACGUUUUGGUAAAAGGGAAACCACUGAAAGCUCAUCACGUGAAAGAACUUCUAAUGGUGUGAAUACAUUAAAGGAAUCUGAAGAAAACUCUAUGCAGCCAAAUUUUUUGUCAAGGAGUUACAUUCCUUCUAGUAUUAAGGAUAAAAAGGAAAAACAGUUGGAAAAUAAUGAGCAAGUGAACCAUCCUGUUAGUGAAGAAGCCAAGCCACCCCCUCUUGCCGGAGCAAAUGUGAUGAAUGUGAUCUUGGUUGCUGCAGAAUGUGCGCCUUGGUGUAAAACAGGUGGUCUUGGAGAUGUUGCUGGGUCCUUGCCAAAAGCUUUGGCUAGGCGUGGGCAUCGAGUAAUGGUUGUGACACCUCGAUAUGGUGACUAUGCUGAUACUCACCAUACGGGAGUGAUGAAAAGAUAUCAGGUGGCUGGCCAGGAUGUAGAAGUAAAUUACUUCCAGACAUAUAUUGAUGGUGUAGACUUUGUAUUUAUUGAAGCCCCAAUGUUUCGUCAUCUGAAUGAUAUAUAUGGGGGUAGUAGACAGGACAUUUUGAAACGUAUGGCUCUAUUUUGCAAAGCUGCCGUUGAGGUUCCUUGGCAUGUCCCUUGUGGAGGUGUGUGCUACGGUGAUGGCAAUUUGGUUUUUAUUGCAAAUGAUUGGCAUACCGCAUUGCUACCAGUGUAUUUGAAAGCAUACUAUCGUGACAAUGGCCUGAUGAUGUACACACGAUCAGUCCUUGUCAUCCACAACAUAGCACAUCAGGGUCGUGGUCCUGUAGAUGACUUCUCCUGCGUGGAUCUUCCACCACACUACAUAGACUACUUCAAGAUGUAUGAUCCAGUUGGCGGAGAGCAUUUCAAUAUCUUUGCUGCUGGUCUCAAGGCUGCUGAUCGCAUAGUGACUGUAAGUCAUGGGUAUGCAUGGGAGCUGAAAACUCAGGAAGGCGGUUGGGGUUUAGAUGGGAUUAUCAGCGAGAAUGAUUGGAAAUUAAGAGGCAUAGUGAAUGGGAUCGAUGUGAAAGAAUGGAACCCACAAGUGGAUGUUCAUCUACAAUCUGACGGGUACAUUAACUAUUCCCUUGAGACGCUGAAACCUGGCAAAUCACAGUGUAAGGCAGCACUGCAAAAGGAGCUCGGUUUGCCUGUUCGAGAUGAUGUCCCAUUGAUUGGUUUUAUCGGAAGGCUAGAUAACCAGAAAGGUGUUGAUAUCAUAGCAGAAUCAAUUCCUUGGUUAAUGGGCCUAGACGUGCAGCUAGUUAUGUUGGGAACAGGGAGGCAGGAUCUGGAACAGAUGCUCAAGCAAUUUGAAAGCCAAUACCCAGAUAAAGUAAGGGGAUGGGUUGGGUUUUCUGUGAAGACGGCUCACCGAAUCACUGCUGGAGCAGAUAUAUUACUUAUGCCUUCGAGGUUUGAGCCUUGUGGGCUUAAUCAGCUAUAUGCAAUGAAGUAUGGAACUAUUCCUGUUGUUCAUGCUGUUGGUGGGCUGAAAGAUACUGUCCAACCUUUUGAUCCAUAUAGCAAUUCUGGUCUUGGCUGGACAUUUGAUCGGGCCGAGGCACACCGCCUGAUUCAUGCUUUAGGCAAUUGUUUAUUGACAUUCCGUCAGUAUAAAGACAGUUGGGAAGGUCUCCAAACACGAGGGAUGACACAGGAUCUUAGUUGGGACCAUGCUGCUGAGAUUUAUGAGGAAGUCCUUGUUGCAGCCAAGUACCACUGGUAAACUGUUGGGUUACUAUUGAAGUACACCUUUGGUUCAGUCCAGGUGUUUUGUCAAUACUCUUUCAGAGUGAAAGGCAGUUGUUUCUGAUCAUGGAGGAACUUGGAUAAAUGGAAUUUUAGGUAAAUAUUUUUUCUGGUUAAUAUACAAGUUCCUUGCCAUGUAUCUGGUUCAAUCUUUUAUUCUGAGAGUAUUCAGAUUUUUAGAGACUGCAAAAUUACAAAUGGGAGUGGCCAACAGCGGUAUAAUGUGCUCAGUAGCCUCUUGUAGAACUAACAUCAUAUAGCAGAACAUUAAAUACAGUUGAAUAAGUCUAGUGCUUGCCGUUGUCAGUUGCUCUCCCAUUGUUCUAUAAAUAAAUUGUAAUACUUGUAUAAAUCAAGGUUAAGAUCUUCAGUCUUAACAUCAAUUAAUCUCCUGCUGGUGUUUUUUUUGC